Molecule: messenger RNA, 1640 nt
Organism: Paramecium primaurelia
Lineage: Eukaryota; Ciliophora; Oligohymenophorea; Peniculida; Parameciidae
Source: the annotation of a GenBank genome assembly
AUGGAAUGGUUUCUGAUAAUUGUAACGAUAGUGAUGGCAUUAUUGUUAUUAUUUGUGAACUUCUACUUACUAGUUUUAUAUUGUCAUCGUAAUUUAAUGAAAUCUAUAAUAAAUAGCUGAAGAUAGUGGUUGGGGUUCAUCAUUAGUAUGCAAAGUAUUUGUGAUUUUUGGAAUGACAUUGACUUGGGCUUAAGUUUUGAUGUUACCAUUAGAUGCAGCAAAUUCAAGGUAAUGAAAUUAUUAAAUUGAAUUAGAGGACUUGGAGAAGGCUUGGAUAUGGAUUUUUUUUGGAAAUUCAUAUAUAUGCUAAUUUUGAUAUUUGGAACACUAUUUAUACCAUUUGCUUAAUACUAUUAUGAAUCAGAUGAUGAGAAGUCUAUAAGUUAACGAUGUUGUGCAGCUCUUUAUUAACAAUUAUGUUUUGUGAUAAUUGUAGCACUAUUGCUAUUUAUUUCUUAUGCAUUUUUAAGAUUUGCUGAUAUUCCAGUCUACAUAUCAGUGAAAUCUUGUUCAUAACCAACUCUUUUCUUAGAUUCUGAAACACCAUUUACAGGUGUAGCAAAUUCUUUAUAGGAGGAUUCUGAAGACACUUUAGAAUAUGAAGUUAGUUUUCCUGUUUAUGUGAUGGCAUUUAUGUCUUUAUUUGGAUAUUGUUUAUUUGUGCUAUUUGGUGGAGUUGGUUUAACAGCUUUACCAGUAGAUUUAAUAUAAGAAUUUAUUCAUAGACCUAAGAAAUUGACAUCUGCUGAAGGAGCAUAAAAGAAAGGUAGUUUAAAGAGGAAAGCCUUUGAAUUGAUUGAAGAAGGCAAUAAAGUUAGAGAUGAUUAAAAAGAUGCUGUUGUUUAAGAUGGUUGGUGGGCUAGAUAUAGAGAGAAAAGAAGAGUGAGAACACAAUUUACAAAAUAUAAGAAUGCUGUUUUAAGUUUAGAUAGAGAUUAUGAAAUAUUUAAACUAGAACUUAAGUAUUAUGAUACUAAUCCUAUAGUUUGGUAUUUUAAAUUAGUUAUUGGAGUGAUAUUCUGUGUAAUUUCUUUUAUAUGGUGGUUGCACAUGUAUUAUUUAAUUUAUAUUAAUAGAUUAUUAUUUAUAGUAAUAAGAGAUGCAGAUGGAAUAUCAGCAAGUUCUUUUCUUAAUAAAAUAUUGAUUGGUUUAGAAGAUGGAAAUGCUGGAUUUUUAUGUGUUGGUAUAUUUGGAUUCCUUUGUAUAUAUUUAUUAUGGUGUACAUAAAAGGGUAACAUUAAAUUUGGUCUCAGAAUUCCUUUUCUGUUCUCUUUACAUAUAAUGAAGUAUCAUAUUAUUUUAUAAUUAUAGAGUAAAUGAGACUUGGAUGAAUACUUUUCUUUUUAAUGUAUAACUUAUGUUAAUCUGUUCAGUUGCAGUUACAUAAUUUUGUACCAAAGCCUUUUCCUAAUAUAUUAGAUUAAGCACUCUCAAUAGUAAUUAUUUAUCUUAUAGUAGUGUUAUUUAGUACUCAAAUAUAAUACUUACGUUUCUUUACUUAUUUAUAUUCAAACAAUGUCUUUGAAAUCAUUCUACUAGUUUGGUCAGUUUUAACAAUGAUAUAUUUGCUUAUCAGAAGAUCAGACAAACCUAAAAUGCUUAAGGAAAUCGAAGAAAUGUAAAAACAAUAAUUCAAAUGA